AUGCAGAAACUCGACAUUCAUAUUCUUCCAGAUGAAAUAAUGGAAGCAAUAUUGUCCAAUCUUCAACUGUAUGAAGUAUUCUUCUGCUUUUCAAGAGUUUCGAAGUAUUUUCAACAACUUUCUCAUUCAGUCAUUCAACAUGAAUAUUACAGCACCAUUGUUGACCAAUUUAAUCAAAAACCGAGUUCGUUUAAUUUCGGAGAUUGCAUUAAAUUCGUCAAAUUCAGUUUGAGAAAUUCGGUUUAUCAAUAUGCGGUCCUAAUUAUUCAAAAAUACUUGUCAACCAGAAGUCCAGAAUUCAACAAUAUUCCAGUAAUUAUGGGAGAAAAAGAUUUACAAUUUUGGAAACAAUCCGAGCAGGAUUUUAUGUAUUUGAAGGCUUUUUUUGAUAAUUUUCAUGAUUUACCAGGUCGUGGUAAGCCUGUUAUUGAACCAACUGUUGUAAAAGAAGAAGAAGGAUUACUUUCGAAUAUUUUUUCCGUAUUCGAAACAUUAUUUGCAAUGACAAGUCGAGUAAUAGCAAAAAAAACAUCUACUUACUCAGAUCCUCAACAAUCUGUUCACAUCAUUGGUGAAGAAGAAAGUGUCUCAUCAUUUUUCAAUUGUGCCUCUUAUGAUAAAACUCAGAGUUUAACAGUUAGUUUUCCCGAUCGUUGUUGGAAGAUUGCAUAUGUUGGUGAUGGGAAAUAUAUGAGGAUGUGUUUAACCAAGAAUGAUUACAAUAUGGAUCAAUCAUCUUAUUUUAUCUUGGUGGGAAAUCCUUAUUCCAGUAAUUGUUUGACAGAAUUUGAAAUGAUGAAGAAUGGUAUUAAGCAAUAUUCGAAAGGAGCAGAAGUAAUUGUUGUGACUUCAAUGAAGGAUUUACAAAACGGUCAACCAAGAUUCAUUUCUAAUGAACAAGCAAAUUGGUUUGCUUAUCAACAAUUUGGAGGAUUGUUCAAGGAUAUCACAACGACAGAAUUGGAAGAACCAUAUGUAGUAUCUUGUUAUUGUUUCUUGAUGAGAUACUUCCUUGGAAAUAAACCCCUUGAACUAGAGAAUGAGAAUGGAUACUAUUGGAAAGUGAGGAGUCAGUUUAUUGUACAUGACAUUGAGAUUGUGGACAGAGUCUUUCGACACUAA
Molecule: messenger RNA, 1122 nt
Organism: Naegleria gruberi
Lineage: Eukaryota; Heterolobosea; Eutetramitea; Acrasida; Naegleriidae
Exons: 1
Coding region: 1-1122 (373 amino acids)
Molecular function (GO): protein binding
Source: RefSeq, a predicted model, not a curated record